UAAUGACAUCCGGGACUUCACAACUUUACAUCACACGCGUCAUGAUUCUUCGAGCUUCGCGGGGCUUAGCUUGUGUGCAGAGUAUUUUAUGUAGGCCUACUCUCGUUUUAAAUUUCAUUGUAUAGGCCCAUUCUUCAACUUAUUCGAAUGGCUUCAGAGCCUAGGUCAGAGCUCUUCACGGGCUGGGGGUACAUCCCUGAAAAGGUGAAAAAAGCACAUAAGAAAAUUGAGAUGUACAAAUAUGACACAGACGCUUGGGGGAUUUUACUCCGAGAAGCACAGAGUCAGCCGGUGGAUAAAGCCCGUCCUCUCUAUGAGCUUCUUAUAGCUACCUUCACCAAUUCAGGACGCUACUGGAAGAUGUACAUUGAACAAGAGAUUAAAAGCAAGAACUAUGAGAAAGUGGAAAAGCUGUUCCAACGUUGCCUGAUGAAGGUUCUUAACAUUGACCUGUGGAAGUGUUACUUGACUUAUGUGAAGGAGACCAAAGGAGGUCUCGCGUCGUAUCGUGAGAAGAUGGCCCAAGCUUACGACUUUGCACUGGACAAAAUGGGCAUGGAUAUAUACUCAUACCAGAUCUGGGCUGAUUAUGUAACAUACCUCAAGGGAGCGGAGGCAAAAGGUUCUUAUGCAGAGAACCAACGGAUCACUGCAGUACGUAGGGUGUAUCAGAGGGGUGUGGUCAAUCCAAUGGUCAACAUAGAGGUUUUCUGGAAGGACUACUGUACAUAUGAAAAUGGAAUCAACCCUAUCAUUGCCAAGAAAAUGAUAGAUGAUAGGAGCCGCAGUUACAUGAAUGCCAGAAGAGUUGCCAAGGAGUAUGAGGCCGUCACGAAAGGACUAAAUCGCAACAAUCCAGCAGUGCCCCCAACAGGAACUCUGGAAGAAUCAAAACAGGUGGAACUGUGGAAGAAGUACAUCAAUUGGGAAAAGACUAACCCUACCAGAACGGAGGAUCAGACUCUCAUGACAAAAAGAGUGAUGUUUGCAUAUGAGCAGUGCCUCUUAUGUCUUGGUCAUCAUCCUGAUGUGUGGUAUGAGGCUGCCUUGUACCUGGAAAACUCCAGCAAAUCCUUUGCAGAAAAGGGCGACAUGAACAACGCCAAAGUAUUCAGUGAUGAAGCCGCCGCAAUCUAUGAGAGGGCAAUCCAAACACUGAUGAAGAAGAGUAUGCUGAUCUACUUUGCCUAUGCAGACUUUGAAGAGGGUCGGAUGAAGUAUGAAAAGGUUCACAACAUCUACAAGAGGCUGUUGGCCAUUGAGGACAUUGACCCUACCCUGGUGUACAUCCAAUACAUGAAGUUUACUCGUAGAGCAGAGGGUAUCAAGGCAGCCCGAGCAAUCUUCAAGAAGGCCAGGGAAGAUAUCAGAGUCCACUAUCACGUCUUCAUUGCAGCUGCACUUAUGGAGUAUUACUGCAGUAAGGACCAACAAGUUGCAUUCAAGAUCUUUGAGCUGGGAUUGAAGAAGUAUGGAGAUAUUCCUGAGUACAUCCUCUCCUACAUCGAUUACCUGUCACAUCUGAAUGAGGAUAACAACACAAGGGUGUUGUUUGAACGAGUCUUGACGGCAGGGUCCCUGCCUGUUGAAAAGUCAGGUGAGAUCUGGCUGCGGUUUGAGGACUUUGAAUCAACUUGUGGAGACCUGACAAGUGUCGUCAAGGUAGAGAAGAGACGCCUAGCCCUCUUCAAGGAUGAAUUCAAAGAUCGUGAAACCAGCUUACUUGUAGAUCGCUACAGGUAUCUGGAUCUCUAUCCCUGCACCUCUGCUGAACUGAAAGCCAUCGGAUAUAAAGAUCUCACUCAGCGGCACACCAUUCAACAAGUUCUCCAAAAUCCUUCCGUCUCAAAAGAUGCGGGGCCAUCAACAGAGAAUACUGAGGAAGAAGGAGCUGAUGCCAAGAAGACAGAGUUUCCUGCUCCUGAUUUGCAACAAAUGCUCCCCUUUACCCCACGAUCUCAAGCCCCACCUGGUGCCCAUCCUGUUCCAGGGGGAGUGUUUCCAUUACCCUUGGCUGCUUCUCAUGUUGUGUCCAAGCUACCUCCACCAGCUUGUUUCCAGGGUCCAUUUGUCAAGGUUGAUAGCCUCAUGAAGAUCUUGGCAGAGUGCAAAAUUCCUGAGCCCCAAAUUGAAGAUGUUGCUAUAAAUGGUGAGAUGGGAGACAAUGAUGGCGAAGGAGCUACCAAGCGCAAACGGACAGGAGACAAGAAUGACGAUUCUGAUGAAGAUGAAGAAAUGCACAGUGCCCCCGCACAUGAUAUCUACCGCAGCAGACAGCAGAAACGUGUCAGGUAGAAGCAGGAACCAACUAGAGCAUAAGGUGAACGUGUCAGGUGCUUGAGACUGUAAACAGGUACAUACCCAUCAGAAAAAUUGGAUUAAGUCCAGGAAUUUUUAUCAGUUUCCUUCGACCUUUGUUUGGUGAAAGGCAGUGCAUUUGAACAUUUUAACUUUGUUAUGUAGACAAAGGUUAUUUGCAUUAAAGAAAGACUCUGUCUUUCUAUUCAAGAAUGGAUUCUGAUGUUUCCUUAGUGACUGAAUUUUCAAGUAAUUGUUGAUCAAUCUAUUUAACUUGCUUGACAUGAGAUAGGUUGAAAGUUUAGAAACAAUCUAAUGCUGGCUGUGAAUUGUGCACUUUCACUCUCAAACAGAUCUCAUGUAACCUCCAUUAUCAUUCCAAGUCACUUUUUUUUUAUCAGGAGUAGAAGGUAGGGUGUGGGGUGAAAUCCAAAAAUUUAAUCAAAGGUCAUACCUGGGUUGGGGAUAUUUCAUUACCCUAGACUUGCAAAAGAUGAUGUGUCUUGUUCAACAACACUAAACAGUUGUCUUACUUUCAGCAGUAUAAUUUUGGGUUUUUGUCGAAUAUUUUCAAAGUCUGUUGGGAAUUUGUUUGAUUCAGCCAUUGUUCUAUUCAACGCAGUUUGUCUGAUAGGUGAAUUUGUGUAACCAGAAGACAGGUUAAGGGUUGUGGCAUCCUUCAAUCUCUGCUUUGGUGGAAAAUUGUCCGAAUGUUGUCGAGUCCUGUCAUUUGAAAUAGCCUCCCCCCACCCUACCUUGUCUAAGAUGGCCGUCGGUCCUUCCCUACGCUUCUAUGUGAAUCUCUUAACCCGUGGUCACACUUCCCAUUCAGACUGGUCUAGCAAUGCCUGUGCUUAUAGUUUGAAUAUACUUUCACAUUUUGCUCCAAGACAAUUCAAAUUUUCAAUUUAAUGUUCUUAAGUGUAUAUCUUUAUCUUUAGUUUGGUACUGUUCCACGCUGGUACUCUAUAGAGCUUAUUUUCAUCUUCUGGAUCUGUUUUGUGUUGAGUAAUUUGUGGUGUCUGAAUCCACACUGAAACUUUUUAAUUAGUUGAUUUUACUUUUUGUUACUGAUGCGUGAGUACAAAUAAAGAAGUUCAAUGAAAAGUAACA
Molecule: messenger RNA, 3411 nt
Organism: Acanthaster planci (crown-of-thorns starfish)
Lineage: Eukaryota; Metazoa; Echinodermata; Asteroidea; Valvatida; Acanthasteridae
Gene: cstf3
Product: cleavage stimulation factor subunit 3
Biological process (GO): mRNA 3'-end processing
Cellular component (GO): nucleus
Molecular function (GO): mRNA binding; protein binding
Source: RefSeq, a predicted model, not a curated record